Molecule: messenger RNA, 3619 nt
Organism: Thamnophis sirtalis
Lineage: Eukaryota; Metazoa; Chordata; Lepidosauria; Squamata; Natricidae
Gene: MSL3
Product: MSL complex subunit 3
Biological process (GO): regulation of DNA-templated transcription; chromatin organization
Cellular component (GO): MSL complex; nucleus; NuA4 histone acetyltransferase complex
Source: RefSeq, a predicted model, not a curated record
CAACGCCGUACGCAAAGAUAAAAACAGCCCGUUUUCUCUCGGCUCGCGUGGGCCUGCGUCCCGAGGACGCCUUCCUCGCGGUGUAUGAGCAGGAGUUGGGCGGCCCGCGCUGCGCCUCCCUCUCCCCAUUCCCCUGGGGGGCGUGGCUAGCGUUGCCUUUCGCCAUGAUGAGCAAAUGACCUCGCGGGGAAUGAAAUUUAAAUUCCACAAAGGCGAGAGAGUUCUUUGCUUCGAGCCGGACCCGACCAAGGCGAAGGUGCUUUAUGAUGCCAAGAUUGUUGAUAUUGUUAUUGGAAAAGAUGAGAAAGGAAGAAAGGUCCCAGAAUAUCUGAUCCAUUUUAAUGGUUGGAAUAGAAGUUGGGACAGAUGGGCAGCUGAAGAUCAUGUACUUCGUGACACUGAUGAAAACCGCAGAUUACAGCGCAAAUUGGCAAGAAAAGCUGUUGCUCGCAUGAGAAGAAAAGGAAAGAAAGGGCGUUGCAGAUUGCCAGGUGUUGAUUCUGUACUAAAGGUCCUUCCUACUGAAGAGAAUGAAAAGACUAGUGAAAAUUCUAUAAGUAGUUCUUCUGAUGAUGAUAGUGAUGAAGGAACAGAAGAGGAGCUAAAGAGUGAAGAAAGUGACAUUGAUGAAAAGAUAGAAAUGAAAGAAGAGCAAGAGACUCAUGCUAAAAGAGAGAUGGAAGAAAGAGCAAUAAACAUUGAAAUUCCUGAAAUCUUGAAAAAGAAACUUGAAGAGGAUUGUUAUUAUAUUAAUAGACGAAAAAGGCUUGUGAAACUGCCAUGUCAGACAAAUAUAAUAACCAUCUUGGAAUCAUACGUAAAGCAUUUUGCCAUUAAUGCAGCUUUUUCAGCCAAUGAGAGAUCCCGACACCAUCAAAUGACUUCACAUACUAACUUGAAUCUCCAUUAUAUCCCACCAGAAAAAAAUGUUGAGUUAUGUAAAGAAAUGGUGGAUGGCCUAAGAAUAACCUUUGACUUCACUCUUCCUCUUAUUCUGCUGUAUCCUUAUGAGCAAGCACAGUUUAAGAAGGUGACAUCCUCCAAAUUUUUUCUACCAAUAAAAGAGAGUGUAGCAAAUUCCAACAGAAAUCAAGAAGAGCUUUCUCCAAGCCCACCUCUUUUGAAUCCAUCAACUCCACAAUCCACAGAUAGUCAGUUUGCAACAGGAGAACCUGUAACACCUAAACGCAGAAAAACUGAACCUGAAAUCUUGCAGUCUCUAAGGCGUUCUACGCGUCACACGUCCAACUGUGAUAGGCUGUCAGAAAGCAGCGCUUCUCCACAGCCAAAAAGGCGGAAUAUUGAGACACCUGCUUCAAUGCCAAAAUUGUUUUUGCAUCUUGAAAAAAAAACUCCUGUCCACAGUGGGUCGUCAUCUCCUAUUACGCUAACCCCUAGCAAAGAGGGUAGUGCAGUAUUUGCUGGAUUUGAAGGCAGAAGAAAUAAUGAAUUGAAUGAGGUGUUGUCAUGGAAACUCAUGCCAGAAAGCUAUCCUCCAGGCGAUCAGCCGCCACCACCUUCUUACAUUUAUGGAUCUCAACAUUUGCUGCGCAUGUUUGUAAAGCUUCCAGAGAUACUUGGGAAGAUGAGCUUUUCUGACAAAAAUCUAAAAGCUUUAGUAAAGCAUUUUGAGUUGUUCCUAAGGUUCCUAGCUGAGUAUCAUGAUGACUUCUUUCCAGAGUCAGCUUAUGUAGCAGCCUGCGAGGCCUAUUAUAGCACCAAAAAUCCACGUGCUAUCUACUGAAACUGUGGGUGCAGUCAGUUGUACAAACUGGGCCCGUUCGAUGCCUCCUAUUUUGUUGCAUUACUUCAAGAUCAAGAAAAAUUGGAAGAUAUAAUUAUAAUAUGACAAAGGCUUUCUACAGUGUUCUUUUGACAUAAAGAAAAAUUCAUUUCAGAGCUAUGCUGAUGUUGCAUUCUAGCACUUGCUAGAUAAAUGAAGCUCUGCAUUGACUGUUAAUGCAUAGAACUGCAUACAAAUAAAAUAAGAAAAAGGAAGGGAUGCAUUAGAAACAGACUUCAAAAGAACUAAUUCAUCCUGUGUUCCACAUUAUUAUAGCCUUGCUUCAGACUGACCUCUCAUCAUUUCUAUUUAAAAAGUGAAUGCAGUUGCAUUGUGCAGGUUGUUCAUAUUUGGGAUUUUUUGCCAUGAAAUCUAUAAGAAACCACUUCUAUGUUAGUAUAUUUAUAUCUCAAGUGAUUUAAGUAUGAGGAAUGGACUUGAGGAUACUGUCAAGGCAGCAGUGUUAAUUCUCUAUAGGUCCAUUUCACAGUGACCAAAUAGCUUUGAUUGGAAUUAAUAAAUCCCAUAUAUUGUUUGAAUUGCUUUAGGAGUUAGGGUUUUUUUGUAUUUAAGAAGAGGAUAUACUUCAUAAUUUUUGGAAGAAAGAAUGAUGAAGUGAUAGUUACUUGGCAAAAUUUUAGAUCUGGAAAUACUUGAGUUUUAUUUUAAUUGUAUAGUUCUUGCUUGUAAAUCAACUAGAAUUUAUUUCUGAAAGUAAGAGAAGAAUCAGAAUAUUUUGUUCAUGUUAACAAAACCUAACUGAUUUCUAAACUGGAAGAAGUUGAUAAAUAUGGAAGAGUUAUGCUAUCAUUCAGUUAGUCCGGCCUUAUACAGCACAUCUUGAGAAGUCCAAUAAUUUCACUAGGAUUAUUAUGGUCAAUUCAUCUGAUACAUUGCAAAUAUAAUAUGAUUGCAUGAGGCAAGCUAACUAGAAGGUGGGUCCCCAAUUCCUGGUCAAGGCCCAUUGCCAGGCUGCAGUCUGUUCAAAACUGGGCUGCAGGAGAGAUGGGCAAGCAUGUGCAUGUGUGAAACUCCAUUUGUGCGAACGACAGGCAAGUAUGCAUACAAAGCUCCAUUAGCAUGAGGGGAGAGCACUUGUGCUCAUGCAAAGCUCCAUUCGUGGGAAUAGAGCUUCAAGCGCAAGCACAAGCACACUGGGCCAGCAAGCUGGAAAGGUUGGAGACUGCUGAAAUAGAAUACUUCAUAUUGUACUCUGCCAAUUGGAUAAUUGAGCCUCAUGAAGCAAUCCUAAUAAGUAAUGGCACCCUAACUGUCUUAUUUUAGAAAUUCAGAGCAUAAGCGCAAGUAGUUAAUAGUUAAGAAUAGGAAUAACAGUUGUGAUCUCUGUGAUGAUAUGGACUAUAUCUGUAACUCCAACAAGCAGAGCCAAAUGUUGAAAAAUCUCAGCACAGAAAUUGUAGAAAAAAUAUUUUGUUGAUACUAGUCUUCAACACUCAGGUUAUGCUUUGUAAUGCCUGUCAUUCAGCUUCCAAAUUCUUGCUGUUACAUAGAGAACUUUUUAAAAAGCAUGCUAAUAUAAAUGGGUGCAAUUAUCUUCAUACCCUUAAAUAAUUUUUGAAUGGACACCUGUUAAAAAUGUGUGACCAGCUCUAAUUUGUGAGCUGUUAUUUUGGUGCUAAAUUCAGUAUAAAUGUGUUGGUUGAUUGAUUGCAUGCAUUACUUUUUUGACAUAAGUCCUAAAUCUUAAAACAAAUUUAGACUUUGGGUUGCAGCCUUGUGAGUGAAGCAUUUAUUAAGUUUGGUGUAAAAUACUGUUUUAAAGAUAUUAAAUAUUAAUGUUGUAUGAAUGUAGAAUAAUAAAUAACAUUUUUAUCA